Molecule: messenger RNA, 7266 nt
Organism: Anneissia japonica
Lineage: Eukaryota; Metazoa; Echinodermata; Crinoidea; Comatulida; Comatulidae
Product: muscle M-line assembly protein unc-89-like
Exons: 18
Coding region: 1-6054 (2017 amino acids)
Biological process (GO): cell adhesion; axon guidance
Cellular component (GO): plasma membrane
Molecular function (GO): protein binding
Source: RefSeq, a predicted model, not a curated record
AUGAAGACAAAAGAACCAGUGGAUCUAAAAUCAGUUACAAAUGGCAUGACAGAAAAUGAGAUGGCAGGAGGAACAUCUGUCUCUUAUACAGUAAUUGUUUAUGGAGACCCUGCAAAGCCUGCUGUUGGAGAUAAAGUUACAGAUAAUCCAUACAGGGAAGUUAGUAAAGGACAAGAAAAUACAAAUGGAGAUAUUGAUUCUAAAUAUGUUGAAACAGAAGUGGUUGAUGAUGCGAAGAGCCAUAAGUAUGAUGGUGAAACAAUAAUGACGACAGUGGCGACGGAAGAAACCAAAUUGGAUGAGAGCACGGUUGGUAAACUGGAUACAACCGAUAUGAAAGAAGAAUCAGACAAUUAUCCUAUUGCAGAACCUGAAAAAUCCAAAGAAGAAGAAUCAAAAAGUGAAGAGACACCACAGCAAGAGGACACCGAAAUGGACAAAUCUGAUGAAAACAUUAGUUUGACUACGCCAGGCGAUGAACAGGAACCUCAACCAGAGCCGAUUACUACACGAGAUUCUGUGAUAGAAAAACCUAAUAGCAUGAAGACAAAAGAACCAGUGGAUCUAAAAUCAGUUACAAAUGGCAUGACAGAAAAUGAGAUGGCAGGAGGAACAUCAGAAGAUCCUGAUAGUAAACAAUCUGAAGACGUUGUAACACCAGGAGACGGUAAACAAGAAGCACUACCAGUGUUGAUGGAAGACCACGACAGUAAAGAAAAUGAUGUAACGGAAAUGUCAAAAAGUGAGAGACCUGAAUUAGAAAUCACAAUGCCAUAUGAUAUUGAUUCAGAAGCUGAGGCCAUAACAGAUGCACCUACUCAAAAUGAUGUUCAAAAUACGGCUUUACCACUUAACACACAUCUGGACGAUAUUGGAGUUGUUGGUCACUCUAUCGGUCCUGAUUCUGAACAAGAAAAUAUCACAAAAAGCAUGACAUUAGAAGUUAAUGAAAAUACAGAUUCCACCUAUGACGAAUCCAACACGAUGAGGAGCGUUGUAUUGGAUCACAAAAUAGAUUCUGAUAAUAUUACUGUGGCGAACGGUGAUUCCCACUCUCUUCCAGUGGAUACAAAUGGAGACAAAUUGACAGUAGACCUUGGGCCAACAACUACAGAGAACAUACCAUCUGAUGAUGUUGAUAAUGGUGAUGGUGAUAAAGAUGAUCACGAUGAAAAAACAGACGAAACACAGCCAGAGGAAUCUGAAUUAACCGACGAGGUACCACACAUGACAGUUGCAGCCCCAUUACAACACAGAAUUAUUGACUACAACGGUAAGGCGACUGUGAGAUGUUUUGUGACAGGCUACCCAAUGCCUUCUUACGAAUGGUACCACGAAGGCAAACGGAUACCAGUAGUGAGAGGGCGUAUUAAAGACAGAGUCUUCGGAUGGGGAUCAAGAAUUAUUAUAAAGAAUAUAACGGAAGCUGAUAAAGGACGCUACGCCUGUGUUGCAAAGAAUUCCGCAGGAGAAAGGACGCUUGAAGGCAGUGUGACUGUUAGAGGAGUUGCAAAAGUUGAAGAUAUCCAAGUAGUAAUUAUGUCACCAACUGAAGCACUUGUGGAUUGGAAAGCACCUAGUUACAUUGCAUCAGGUGCCACUUAUAUUGUUCGAUUUUACACUGAAGAUAACCGUGCACUGAAGUAUCAUUUCUCUACAACAAGAACUGAAGCAUAUUACAGAAAUCUUAUUCCAAAUAUGGCUUACACGUUCAGAGUUAAGAUGCAGCGAGGAAACAGACUUAGUGUCUUUAGUGACCCAAUCACUGUGAGGACAUUUCCAUUGGGACCUAAGGAUACUGAUGGAACCACUGAGAUCUCUCCUAAAGUCACUAAAAACACCAAAAUGGCAUCACAUACUAAUAUCGAAUCAACUACUGCUUCCAUCGAAGAAAAAUCUGUGUCAAUCACUAAAUCAACGAAAGAUGAAGCAGAUGUUGCAAAACAACCCACACCUGCAUUUCCGAGUCCAGAGGAGGUUGGCAUGACUACUAAUGCCCCAGAGGAAGAUAUUCCAGUUGAAACAACUACUGAAUUGGCUGAAAGUUUGCUUAUAACUGAUGCUCCCAUUCCUUACGACACAAAGGAUAUGAUACCGAGUACGUUACCUGAAGUUGCAAUGAAUAUUACUACUUCACCAGUACUGACUACUGACACUCAUAAAGAAAGUACAACAGUACCACUGAAGAUAACACCUUCAGAUGGAAUUGAAUCCACUACUGCUGGACGUGAAAUGAACCCUGCGGAUUCAGGAACAUCUGAACCACCAAUUCAAAGGCUAACUCCUACAACUGUUUCCGGGGCACAAACCUCAGUGAAGGCGGAAGAUGUUACACACAAAAAUAAUGAAUCUGAAUCAACAAGACAACCAGCCGCUGAAGAUUAUUUGCGGUUAAUUAAACCAUUGGAAAGCGUUACUGCAAUUGUUGGAGAACGCGUUCUUCUGAGAUGCUUGGUAGAAGCCAAACCACAAGCUACUUUCCUCUGGAACAAAGGCGGCAAUCCUUUAGAAACCUCAGGUUCUAAGAUUAAGCAGAGGCAGUUCUUGAAAGGUUCGAUGCUUACCUUUAAGUCAAUCAGCAUGUCAGAUGCAGGCAUGUAUACCUGUAUAGCUCUUAAUAGUAAAGUUGUUGAAACAUCUGGUAACAUCACAGUCAUUCCAAAUGGAAUGCAAAAGACAACGAAGGAACCAGAACCAAGCAAAAGUCACACCGUUAUGAAACGAUCUGUAAGGCCUGAGGACGGCGAUAAACCGGUUUCCCAUGCAUCGACAGGAACCUACACUACAUUGUUACCAACACUGAUGGAGGAGGCAUUUGUCACGCCUGAUGCAGAGUCACCAAAAAUAACAACAGUGUCGCAGCACGAUUCACAAGUAGUCACACCUGAUGAUAAGACGGUGGUAGUACGGGUUACAGCAAUUGAUCCAGAAAAAGUAGAAGAAACAGGUUUGGGUAGUCUAAAUGCCCGCCCAUCUCAGACAUGGGAUUCUAGUCGUAGAAAUGAACCGUACGUAGAGAUUAAGAAGUACAUGGACGAUCAGAAUGUAGAGGUUGGUGAUAGAGUGGUGUUUCUUUGCCGAAUUAUUGGUGAUCCUAAACCUCGAUUUCUGUGGUACAAAGACGGUGCACCAAUAGUAUUUGAUGACACUCGAAUGAAGGAAAGGGUACUCGAGGCAGGGUCAAGAUUCACUAUCAAAAGAACACUUUUGAUUGACGCAGGAGUCUAUACAUGCUACGGUUUGAAUGAUUACCAAACAGUUUCGAUGCGAGCUACGUUAGAAGUCUCUAAUAGUCAAACGUAUGUCAGUCCAUACUCAUACCCUCAACCAUCUACCAAUUCACCAAGGACUAAACCAACUAAGCCAAGAACUAAACCGCAGGCUGAAACAACGUCACUUAUUAGCUACCAGCCAACCGAUCCAUUUACACCUCAAGCAACAAAAAGUUACACUAAACAACCUGACUGCAUUGGCGAAAUUUCAAAACUUUGUCUCACCAACGAGCUGGUUGGUAAGAAGGUUGACAUAAAUGAACGGAUCUCUCUUCGAUGUCAAAUAUAUGGUGAUCCCCAGCCAGAAUACCGAUGGUAUAGAAAUGGCGAGAGAGUUUAUCCAUCGAAGCUUGGACCAAUCAGAGAAAAGAUAUUUUCUUGGGGUUCGCGUUUGGCUUUUAGGGGCGUUCAAGAAAGUGACACUGGCGAAUACCGUUGCCUGGCUAUCAAUGCAGCUGGUAUCAAAGACACAAAAGCAUGGCUUCUAGUUGGACCAUAUGCAACAAUUCCGCCAAGAAUUGAAACAGAACCACCGACUACCACGGUUAAUGUACAAACAACACCAGCAAAAACGAGGCCUCCAAAAAAGACACCCAAACCGACGGUUACAAGACCACCAAAGAGGACGACUCCACGCAUUGAACCAACUGAAGUAUUUCUACCAUCCACUACACCAAACCCAAAUGCCAAGGUAAAGUGUAUCUCUGGCAGCAAUGGUGAGCUGUGUUAUACCAAUAUGCAAAAUCAAAUAGGUGAAACAGGUGGCUACGUAGUCUUAUCAUGCAGAAUCACAGGUACACCUGCACCUUCAUAUACCUGGUUUAAGGACGGUGUUCUCAUCGUCGUGGAAGACGUAGACGAGGCAGAUGAGGAGUUGCAUCGAAUUCGUAUAAAGACGAUGCCUUGGGGAUCUCGCCUGGUAAUCAAGGGUGUUCGUUACAGUGAUGCCGGUACCUAUUUCUGUGUUGGUUCGAAUGUGGUUUCACACAUUAUACAAGCUGAUUUGAAAGUUGUACAAGGUUCGACGUCAAAGCCAAAACCUAAGCCAUCAAAGCCAAAGCCUUCGAAGCCUAAAACACCGAAACCACCAAAGUCUAAGACACCAAAACCAAAACCAUCGAGACCUGUCGAAGAGAGAACACCUCCUCCAGUUCACAAGCCUAGACCUGAUAGUGGUGCUGGGAAUAAUGGUCCUGAACAACCCGAAGGAGGACCUGAUGAUGGAAGAUGUGUAGUCUACACGGGUUCCACUUGCAGGCGUUACCUGAAGUCACAAAUGGUUUAUAUUGAUGGCGGUGUCGACCUUUACUCAAUUGAUACGCAACUACAAGCUACCUUGCAGACUCUAUCUGCUAUUGAUAUGCAGUGUAUCAAUUAUCUGGAACCGUUUCUUUGCUUCAAAGCUUUCCCUCUCUGCGAUGAUUAUGGCAGUCGCAAAAGUCUUUGUCAAGAGGACUGUUCUGUUCUUACUCGAAGCUAUUGUCGUGAUCUAACUGAUUUGAAAGCUGUCUAUCCAGGUCAAUACCUCUGGAUGCCUUCAAAUGAAGACUGCCUAUCAUUGCCGUCAGUAAGACAGGAUAGCGAUUGCACAUCAGUCGGACUAACAAAUUCCAACAACAAUAAGUCUCCAACUGAAGGAACGAAACCUGACGGCAAAUGCAAACCGUAUAAUACCGACGGGAUUUGUAGCGAGUAUGUAGGCAGCCGCAACACAUUCUUCAAGUCUGGGUUCACCUUAGAAAGUAUCGAGACCACCGUCAUGUCCAUCUUCACAGCGGCACUUACACUCGGCUCCGUCAGCAGAGAAUGUUCCAAUUACCUUCUUCCGUACAUCUGCCUGCGUGCACUUCCGCCUUGCAACCGUAAUGGUCGACCUCUGGAGGUGUGCCGUGAAGAUUGCGACGUUCUUUCCAACGACAUCUGUCGUGAGGAUUUCAAGACUACACUAGCCAGCGAUUCCGUUGAUAACAGUCUGUUCAUGUUAAAUGAUUGUUUAUCUCUGCCAUCUGAAACAGGAAAGUACAGUUGUACAACACUUAGUAUAGCUGGAGAAUUCAGAGCAACUCAAACGGAUGUCAUCUUCCCAACAAGUCCACAGCCCACAAGAAAUUGUGAACCCUAUAAGGGAACUGUCUGCUCCAAAUACUUCUCCGGACGCACUGUUUACCUUGAGCGAGGGCAGUCACAGGCAGAACUUGAGGCGGAGGUUAGCAAAGUACAGCAGCUCUUAGCCCAAGAGGCAGAUAUGGAAACGACAUGUGAAAACUAUUUAUUCAAAGAGAUUUGCUUCAACAUGUUGCCAGUUUGCAACAGUCGCGGCAAGAAACGUGAAAUUUGUCGAGAGGAAUGCUCGCAGCUUCAUAAUGAUCAUUGUUAUAAAGACUACAGAACAUUACAAGUAUUAUUACGAGGACGUGAUGACGUCUUAGCCCAGUGCUCUGCCUUGCCCAGAAAGUCAGAAAUACGGGGCCCAACCUGUGUUGAGCUUGGUGUUGCGUCUCUGCCUCAGGUUCCUCCACAAGUAGAAGUAGACCUAGAAAUGGACUCGAAUGAAAGGCAAACGUCAAUAGUAACGCUGCGGUGCCGAGCAACUGGUUCCCCUCGACCGACAGUCGAGUGGUCAAAAGACGGUGACACCCUAGAGAGUACCAAUACCAUCUCAUUAGAAAGAAACAAAGUACGGAUUCGAGUGGUCAGUGAAAGAGAAGCGGGAACAUACACUUGUACGGCACGUAAUUCUGGCGGGUCGGACUACCAAAAUAUGCUCAUCGAAUUAGUAUAGAAUUUAAUUGAUCUGGUUUCACUCAAGAUAAAUAAGAUUAUGUACAUAAUUAUCAUGUUAAACACGUUCAGAUGGUAUAGAAAAUGUAAAUUAAUGUAUUUAAACAACUUUAUGGGUUUGUGAUGGGUUUAUUUUAGUAAAGAAAGCAGGCGUAACACCCAUAAGCGCUCACUUCCAUAGUAGGUAGUUUUCGCCGCACGAUGUUAACAUUAACUUUAACGUCCCAACACGCAACACGAUAGCUCCGCCCCUUUUGUAAACAAAUCGAAAUACGCAUGCGCAAACCCGACGAUGCGACGCUGCCUGCGGAUUUUCGGUGACAGUCGAUCCGUUGCGCACGCCGUCGUCUCAUAAAGUUUUCUACGGGCUCUCGUCGGUCAAAGAUCAUUGUGUGCCCGGUUUUAAGGGCCAGAUGCGUUAAAACCCCAUGAAAAUACUCCAUUAAACGUAAAAAGCGGCCAGGGAGGACUGGGCUGAGGCCCACCCGCAUCUCACUGUGGCCCUGUGCGUCCUCUCUCUGCGCUCCACGCUGGUAGGGCUUAGAAGAGGCUUUAGUCAGAGAUCUCAAGCUUCAUAGUUACGCAACUGGAAAGAAGAUUCUAUAAUAAUGAAAUGAAAAUUACUGCUCAUAAUAGCUUCAUCAUUUAGGUAAUUCCUUACUGACAUGCUGUCUGGUCUGGGCAGGUAAAAUAUUCAAGCUGUGAUUCAUGUAUUUAUACUUAGUAUUGUCCGAUUGAAACAAUAUUACAUUUAUUUAUAAUCAAAUGAUAGGCUAAUAUAAGAAAAAGCAAUAGAGAUACGAUAAUAAUUUUAUGUUAUGAAUUUAAAACUUUUUACAUUAAAUUAGGCCUACCGGUACACUAAUACAUAUAUAAUUAUUACUAAUAUUGUAUAAGACGUAUAUGUAUAUAAUUGUACAGCAUUAAAUCAAACUAUAUUAUUGGAAAUGUAAUACGAGUUGAUAUUGUAUUUCCGUAUGUAUGUAUAUCAACAAUUAAAAUUUAAUCUCUAAACUGGUAAUUAAUUGUGUAUUUGUUUUCCAAUAUAUUUACAUUGCAUUAUUCUAGAUUUCAAUUUUAUAAUCAAGUUCUUAUCCAAUAUGCAGUAUUUAUAACUUUGUUUAAUUUAUAUAAUAUAUUGAAUAAAAUUCGAUGGGCAAAAAAACUGUAUAGACUCGGUAAAUAAGUAGAAGAAUAAAAAGCUUAAAGUCGA